Messenger RNA from Andrographis paniculata, 2014 nucleotides. Its product is annotated as serine carboxypeptidase-like 34. The coding region runs from base 274 to 1710 and encodes 478 amino acids. Gene Ontology annotation, cellular component: vacuole. Gene Ontology annotation, biological process: proteolysis. The transcript has 10 exons. NCBI's taxonomy places the organism in Eukaryota, Viridiplantae, Streptophyta, Magnoliopsida, Lamiales, Acanthaceae. The record is from RefSeq and is a predicted model, not a curated record. Gene Ontology annotation, molecular function: serine-type carboxypeptidase activity.
AGGGGAAUCGAAUUAAUAACAAAGAGCAAACUGUCUCGUGACUGACAUAUGCACUUUCUUCGUCUUUUCUAAUUAAUCAUCAGUGCCCCAUUUCUUCGUCUCUCUCCUACCUCUCAUCAUCGUUGUCUUGACUCUACAUAAGCACACUAGCUACUCUACUUUCUUUAAAUACAGUAUUUAUAGAGAGAGAGAGAGAGAGAGCGAGAGAGAGAGUUGGGGAAGGGGGUUGUCAUUCUAUAUCUCUAUCUAUACACAAAUUAAACAGCAAGAGAUAUGUAUAGCUAUAAAAAUUAUAAUGGUGCUGGUGCAGGUGAUGUGAAGGGUAUGGUAGUUAUGGUAAUGGUGUUAAUGAGAGUGGCAGUGGCAGUGACGCCGGAGCAGCAGCAGAUGGCGGACAGAGUCGAGCAGCUGCCGGGGCAGCCGGCCGUCAAAUUCAAACAGUACGCCGGGUAUGUGACGGUCAACAACACCCACGGGAGAGCACUGUUCUAUUGGUUCUUUGAGGCCACUACAAACCCUCACAACAACCCUCUCCUCCUCUGGCUCAAUGGAGGUCCUGGUUGUUCGUCCAUUGGCUAUGGACAAUCAGAAGAGUUGGGGCCAUUUUUAUCUCAAAAGGGUAAACCUGAGCUCAAGCUCAACAAAAAUGCAUGGAAUAAAGCGGCCAACUUACUAUUUUUAGAAUCACCAGUCGGCGUUGGGUUCUCAUAUACAAAUACAAGUAGUGAUAUUAAACAACUUGGUGACAAUAUUACAGCUGCAGAUUCAUAUAAUUUUCUCGUGGGAUGGUUUCAACGAUUUCCUCAAUACAAAUCGCACGACUUUUACAUUGCAGGGGAAAGCUAUGCAGGGCACUAUGUACCUCAGCUUGCAGAGGUGAUAGUAGAGAAGAACAAAUAUAUGGCAAAUGAGGACUAUAUUAACCUCAAAGGGAUUAUGAUAGGGAACGCUUUGUUGGAUGAUGAGACAGACCAAAAGGGCCUCAUCGAGUAUGCUUGGAACCAUGCAGUUAUAUCAGACAAGUUGUACGAAGAGUUGAAAAGCAAUUGCGAUUUUAGUCUAAAAAAUGUAAGCCAAGGGUGCAAAGAUGCAAUGAAUAAAUACUUUGCCGUGUAUAAGUUGAUCGACAUGUAUAGUUUGUACGUUCCUAAAUGCGAAAAUAGCAACAUCACCAACACUUCCCGACCCUUCCCAGACAUGAGAUAUAUAGCCAACUAUGAUGGAUGGCAUGUGAGGGCAUUGGCAGGUUAUGAUCCUUGUAUAUCAGAUUAUACUGAAACAUUUUUCAACAGGCCUGAUGUUCAAAAAGCAUUGCAUGCUAACGUUACCAAAAUUCCUUAUAAAUGGACACAUUGCAGUGACAACAUCACAUCUUGGGGCGAUGCGCCAAUGUCUAUGCUCCCUACCAUUAGGACACUGAUUGCAGCAAAACAACGUAUUUGGAUAUUUAGUGGAGAUACAGAUGGAAGAAUUCCAGUGACAUCAACUAGAUAUACUUUGAAAAAAUUGGCAUUAAAUAUCACACGAGACUGGACGCCGUGGUACACUGAUAAUAAACAGGUUGGUGGUUGGACAGUGGAAUAUGAAGGAUUGACAUUUGUGACGAUAAGAGGUGCCGGUCAUGAAGUUCCUUCGUUUAAGCCAAGACAAGCACUUCAGCUGGUAAACCAUUUUCUCAAAGAUGAAAGACUUCCCUCGACGCCAUAUUGAUUUUUACUAAUUGCUCUAUUGAAGUAUUUUCAAGCGCUAAAUCUUACAUUAUUUAAACUUGCAAACUUUUAUGUUCAAAUUGAUUACGGCAAGAUAUAUGAAGCAAAUAUAUAGUUGUCGUACUCAUUUCUAAUUGUGUGAGGGGGCUUUCAAAAAAUGGAUAUCGAAUUUUUCUUGAAUGAAAAAUAAAGAAUAAAGUAGUUCAACACAUGUAUAGAAAUACUAUAGUUCAUCUCCAACACUUUGUGUAUUUUGACAUUUUUUUUCCCAACAAAAUAGUAGAUCAUAAGAGUGACGCAUAUAU